Moneuplotes crassus is the source of this 1472-nucleotide messenger RNA. NCBI's taxonomy places the organism in Eukaryota, Ciliophora, Spirotrichea, Euplotida, Euplotidae. The record is from the annotation of a GenBank genome assembly.
AUGGCAUAUAAUUAUGAAUAUGGAAUGAACGGCUCUCUAGACAGACCAGGGGCCUCACGAAGGUCCCGUAUUAAUGAUAUCUCCAGUAGAAAUAACUCUAAUAAGCCUUCUCAAAGAUCUACUCUUGAGCCUAUGGCAGGGUCUGCUUAUAGUAAUUUCUCCCAAAAGAGUAAUAGAAGUACUUCUGGAGGAAGGCAAUAUUCAUACAGAUUAGACAAUAUCACUAAUAAAUUAGCUGAGAGGAAUAACCCAGUAGUUCAGUCCUUUAAAGACAAGUCGAAUAAAAGAAUAGACUCUGGGUACAAAAAUAAUGAUUCUUCUCAUUUCAAAAGAAGUAUGCAGAAUUUUGGAGUCUCUCAUUCACUGGAAAGAACUGAGUUGCCUAAAGUUGAGAGAGUGUCACAGUAUAGAGAGAAGACCCCAGAGAGUAUACCUCAGAGUAAAGCCUCUUCGAGAGGGAUGGUUAACUAUGCCAAGUCUUUACAAAAUUCUGGAGAUAAUCUUUUCCAGACAUCUGCCAUACGAAGGUUUAAUAACAAAAAGCAAUUAGAUGUGAUUUAUGAGGAUCCGUAUAAUCAGAAUGAACUUGACCCAAAGCAGAAGGAGAUUUUAGAAAGGUAUUAUUUGAGAUCGAAGAGGAAGUUAGCUCCAUCACAAAGAUCUAUGAUAACACCAGCUUUAACUCCGGAUAAUAACAUCAAGUUUGUUGAUAAUGGAAGUCUUGUAAAGAAUCCAAAGAAUAUGCGAACUCCUCCCCCUCCCAUGUGGGGAGAGGAGUCUGAGAUAGAUGAGACUGCAGGAGAACCAUUCUAUGAUCCUAACAAUGACCCAGCUAGGAACUCUAAGGUACUGGCACACCUGGAUUCUUCAAGGACUAAAAGAAUGAGUUUCAUCAAAGAGAGACUAAAACAAAACGGAGUCGAUGUCAAUAGCUCAGAUAUGUUUGUGAUUCAAGAUAAAAGACCUAAAGGAAGCAAACUCAAGAAGAAAAUAGUUUAUAUUUAUGACUCUGAUAGCGAAGAGGAUGAAAAUCAGACAAAUAUUGAUUCUAGAAGAAGCAAUAUUGGGACUCAGUAUAGUGUCGUUCAAUCAAGAAGAAGUGGAAUUUACUCACAAAGAAUGGAUAAGCAUAAUCAAUCUUCUGAUCUUAAGUAUUCUAAGCCUUACCAAGAUCUUCCGUCAAGGAAAUACCAGAAUAAGAGCUACUAUCAUGAGGCAACUCCUAAAACUUCAAUAAGGCAAAUGAAAGCGACUACAAAAAUGCCGAAUAUUCAUCCAGGAGCUAACAAGGUUCAACUAUCUUCCCUGAUGAAUAAGCCAGCAUCAAGUUCGACAUCUAUACUGGGAAGCAGGCGUAUUAGGACAAGUGCUUUUCAAAGGAUCAAGGGAUAAGCUUUCUCUAAUGACCGUCUUGUUGAAUCAAUGUCGAAUAAAAUUUAAGCUAAUCAUACCAUCUGAUAGCACAGGAUUUC